AUGCAGCGUUUCAGGGAAGGCAUCCACAUACGCACCAUGAAGGCCAAGAGGAAAGUGGAAGAGAUUUCCAAAGAGGACGUCAAAACUUUCUUGAAAAAGAACGCCUUUGUUCUCUUCACAGUUGGUGCAGUUGUUGCAGGUAUUAUUCUGGGAUUUGCCUUGCGCCCGUAUAAGAUGUCUUAUCGAGAGGUGAAAUACUUCUCUUUCCCGGGAGAAUUAUUGAUGAGAAUGCUACAGAUGCUUGUCCUACCCUUGCUGAUAUCCAGUCUAAUAACAGGAAUGGCCGCUUUGGACAGCAAAGCCUCAGGGAAGAUGGGCAUGAGAGCUGUGAUUUACUACAUGACCACUACUUUCAUCGCAGUCUUCAUUGGCAUUCUUGUUGUCCUCAUCAUCCACCCAGGAAAGGGGUCUAAAGAUGAAUUUGGAAAACAGCAGAAAAUUGAGCAAGUCAGUCCUGCAGAUGCGUUUUUAGAUCUGAUCAGAAAUAUGUUUCCUCCAAACCUGGUCCAAGCUUGCACACAACAGUAUAAAACCAAAUAUGGAAAGCAAACUGUUCAUAUGACAGUGACAGUGACAGUGAACGACACCCUCUUCAACACCACCAACGGCACCCAGGAGGUGAUGGAGAUGAGCCGAGAGGAAGUGAUUCCAGUGCCCGGUCAGGUGAACGGCGUAAACGCGCUCGGGCUGGUGGUCUUCUCCAUGUGUUUCGGGCUGAUAAUUGGCAACAUGAAAGAACAAGGCCAGCUUCUGAGGGAUUUCUUUGACAGUCUCAAUGAAGCCAUCAUGCGCUUGGUUGCCAUCAUCAUGUGGUAUGCCCCCAUUGGUAUUUUGUUUCUAAUUGCAGGGAAAAUAGUGGAGAUGGAUGAUCUGACCCAGAUGGGGGGCCAGUUGGGGAUGUAUACCAUCACGGUUAUCAUCGGCUUAAUGAUCCACGGCAUUCUAAUUCUGCCCACUCUGUAUUUUGUCAUCACUCGGCAGAACCCUUUCAUUUUCAUUGCUGGUCUUCUACAAGCUCUGGUCACAGCAUUGGGCACCUCCUCCAGCUCUGCCACACUCCCUGUCACCUUCAAAUGUCUUGAGGAGAACAACAAAAUUGACAAGCGAAUCACUCGCUUUAUUUUGCCGGUGGGUGCUACCAUCAACAUGGACGGUACUGCCCUAUACGAGGCUCUGGCAGCUAUUUUUAUUGCUCAAGUCAACAACAUGGAGAUGAACUUCGGUCAAAUAAUCACCAUCAGUAUUACAGCGACUGCGGCGAGUAUUGGUGCGGCUGGCAUCCCACAAGCAGGCCUGGUCACUAUGGUGAUUGUACUGACCUCUGUUGGACUUCCAACUGAUGACAUCACUCUCAUCAUUGCGGUCGAUUGGUUCUUGGACCGUCUGCGUACCACCACCAAUGUUUUGGGGGACUCGAUUGGAGCGGGCAUUGUUGAGUUCCUCUCCCGGCACGAACUAAGCUGCAAAGACGUAGAGAUGGGAAACUCUGUGCUCGAGGAGAAAGAGAGGAAGAAGCCUUACAAGCUCAUCUCACAAAAUAGCGAUUUGGAAAAUAACAGGUGUGGUCACAACGAAUCGAGCAUGUAGUUUACUACUUUGCUCUCUUUAAACGUAACUGGUGAGGCUGAUGCUGUUUAGUUUUUGUGUUUUUUCUACAUUUCGAUUUCACACUGCCUUUGCUUUUUGUCGUGUUUGAAUAAUGACAAAUGACAAACAUUCCUCUUCCAUUCAAAAAGUGAAACAAAUGGAACUUAUUACUUAGUCUCCGAUAGUGGCGGUGGUUUAUUACAUGAAUAAAUGCUCUUUAAUGUAAUUUUAAUGCAAAGAUGGGGUCAGUGUAGCUUUGUGCGCAGCUACAAAACAUUUGAUUGAAGAGGAAGUGAAGGUCUGUAAAAAAUAAACUCCACUUAAAGCUGCUAUGUCAACAGGAAGCAAAUUGAGGACUAUCAGUGUAAGAUUAUGAGACUAUAUUUCUUAUACUUUCACCAACAUUUUUUUCAAAUCACAUUCUUUAGUUUAUGGGAACGCUUAGCAGAGUUUGUCAAGUCUUCUUCUCACAUCUACGGCAGAGUUUUACAUGAAAUGUGUCUGUGAAAGUCUGACUAGGCCAAAUCCCGUGACUCUGUGGUUGCAAGUCAAGGCCGCAACGCUUCAAACCCGAUGGUGGACACCAGAAGUUAAGAUAGCCGUCAAGCUUGGUAAGAAGGAAUUUUAUGCCAUGAUGGCUUGUGGGACUCCUGAAGCAUGUGACAGGUAUUGACAGAUUAAGCGGAGUGUGUGCAGUUGGAGAAAAAAAACUCUGGUGUGAGAGGAGAGUUCAGUUAGGUCAUGGAGCACAAAUUUUGGUCGGCUUGUAAGAGGUAAUACCUCAGGUAAGGCAGUCCCCACAUAGUGAAGGAAGCCUGCUGACCUCAAUUGUAGGGAAUUCUUCUUAAUCCCACAGACACACUUUCUCGAGAGGAAUCAACGUCUGCGGACACAUCUAUUUCUGUGGCUGAGAUAUCUGAGGAAGUCAAAACCUCCACAGUGACAAGAUGCACUGGAUGACAUUGUGUGGAAGUCAGAAAUAGUUGCUCUGGAUUAGCAGACUGGAGUGCCAGUCCCCCUUGCGUCUAACCGUCCGUUAGUUGGACCUUGGGUACAGAAAUGUGUUUUUCAUCCGAGCCAUAAAAACACUGGAUCAGCUCUAGACUAUUGCAAGGUACUGGAGGGUGCAUGGUUGUUUGCCCAACCAGUCCAUAUGUUUUUGUGGAAUUGGAAAAUAUAUUUGACCAUGUCAGGGUGUAUUGUGCAGGGUGCAUCAGGAGUACAGGGUUCAUGUGCCACUCUGUUCUAGUACAACUAGAGCAGGAGUCUAGUUUGCAUUGCCGGCGGUA
Nerophis ophidion (straightnose pipefish) is the source of this 2876-nucleotide messenger RNA. RefSeq names its product excitatory amino acid transporter 1-like. The record is from RefSeq and is a predicted model, not a curated record. Gene Ontology annotation, biological process: D-aspartate import across plasma membrane; L-glutamate import across plasma membrane; L-aspartate import across plasma membrane. Gene Ontology annotation, cellular component: plasma membrane. The coding region runs from base 1 to 1587 and encodes 528 amino acids. The transcript has 9 exons. NCBI's taxonomy places the organism in Eukaryota, Metazoa, Chordata, Actinopteri, Syngnathiformes, Syngnathidae. Gene Ontology annotation, molecular function: glutamate:sodium symporter activity; neutral L-amino acid transmembrane transporter activity; L-glutamate transmembrane transporter activity.